AACUGGUCCUUUUUCACUAGAGGUCAAAGGUGAUUUUUAAAAUUACUUUAAAAUAAGUUCAAGCUUGCAACAGAGAAGUUGCAAGUAUUGAACAAAGACCUCUAAUAUUCCCCUCACCCAAUUCCUCAACUCUUAACAUUUUGUUACAUCUUCUUUUUCCCUUUCAGUCUAUCUGCCUGUCUAUAAAAGCACUCGACUUUCCUGAACCAUCUGAGAACUUCAGAUACGAUGCCCCGUCACUCCCAGAAACUCCAUGAAAAGAAGAGACUGGACCUGGAAAGGAAACUCUAUGAAUAUAAUCAAUCUGACAUAUGCAGAGUUAAGCUGAAGUAUGUAAAACUAAAGAAAUACCUGAAGGAAAUAUGUGAGUCAGAAAAGAGGGCGCGUACUCGGAACCAAGAAUAUUUAAAGCGGUUUGAGCAGGUCCAAGCUCAUGCUGGGCACUUUGCCACAAAUGCAGAGAAGCUUCAAGAACUGAAGAUUGAGUAUGAGGCUCAAAUUAAGAAGAUGCAGCUACUCUCAAAAGAUAGCCUGGGGGGAAAACAUGAACUGAAAGAUGAAGACAGAGAAAAGGUUGUAAUGCCGGCUGAAAUUAACAGCCAGACAGCCGUGUCAAGAGGAUUGUAUCAGCCAGCAACAACCUUUAUGGGCCACCACCUGUCAGCCGUCUCGAGCAUGGGAGAUUUCAGUAUGGAGCAGAAAACCCCCCAGCCCACAAAGAACUUUUCAAUCCCUGACCCACGUUCACACCGGCAGACAGCCCAGAGCAGAAAUGUGACAGGCAGCUGUGUAGUACAAACUAAUAGUGACACGCGGUGCUUAAGUAAGUCUGACAAAACAGAUGGAAAGACAUGUCUUCAGAUGGGUGAGAAAACGCCAGUCACAGCUGGCGCAUGGUCCGAGGAGGAACAGACUCAUUGCUUGGAGACGGAAGGCAGCACGCGUCAGGGCAGGAGUAAUUUAUCUGAAGGCCAGAAGUCUGUUGAACUCCAUCCCCCGUUACGGGGGAGAUUAAGUCCAGAGAACAGAGCCAGUGACUUAAAGGGUGACAGUUCCAGCAGAUCCGAGGGAUCCGAGGGAGCAAUUCUGACAUGGGAACAUAAUGAAGUCGAGGAAGACAGAGCCGGACUGCCAGUCCCUCCGGCAUCAGCCUCAGAAUAUGGCACAUCUGAAAACAAGUGUCCUCCAGAGAGGCCGUCUGCCCGGGCAGCUUCCUCAGAUCAUCUUCCUCGUGGGGACCCAGAGUCACAGAAGCCUUUCAGGAAAAUGCAGGAAGAGGAGGCAGAGGAAAGUUCGAUCAGCAGUAGUGACCUCACAGUGUCUGUAAGUGAAGAUGAUCUGAUUUUAAAGAGCCCAGAACCACAGCCAAAUCCAGGUGACAACGUGGAGGGAGAAGACGGAACCGAGGCCUUAAAUUUAAUCCUCUCUGGGCGAGAAGGAGAUGCCCCACUCACAGGGAAACAUCAUUGUAUUUUGCAAACCCUGAGCUCUCCUGAUUCAAAAAAGGAAUCUUCCGCUAACUCACCAACAAGAGAGUCUGAACGAGUGCCAGCCUCAGGCUUGCCGAGGGCAGGACUGGGUCAGCAUGCUGCCACCUUGAAAGGGCACGACAGUUCUCUCCAGGAAGGGGCCGCUCAGCUCUCUGAAGCUUUCCCAGUCAGAAGCAUGGACCAGAGGACAAGGGCGGUAGCAUCACUGGAAGGGGCCCUCUCAGAGGAGCAGGACGGCAGGUCGGCUGUUGGCAGCAGUGAGUCAUCACGCGGGUCGCUGUCCACCAGGAGUGACAGGAGUGGAACAAAGGACGCAAAACCCGCUCUGUGGCUCAGCAGCUUUCCUACCAGGGGACAAGAUGUUUCAAGUAUCUAUGGAGACGAGAGCGAGGAGGAGAGUGUGGCAGCGGGGGUGCCGGUCACAGAAACGAAAGCCUACCAGAUGUUGAAGCUGUCUACCCUUCAGGACGGCGCACGCCAAACUGAAGACAGGCUCCAGAAGGCGGAGGCCUCUGUGCCGCCACUGCCAGGUUUGAACGCUGGCAGCAGGACGUUCCGGACAAAGACAGCUCGCAAAACCGCCUCGGAAGCUAGCUUUUCAUCUAGCGAAGGGAGCCCUUUGUCAAGGCAUGAAAACAAGAGGAAACCAACUACCAAUUUAAAGUCUAAAGCCUUCUGGGGAGAGUCCGAUGACAGCAACUCAGAAAUCGAAGCUGCUUUACGUCCAAGAAACCGUGACACACCCACUGACGAUUUUGAUGAUUUUUAUGACUUAUAAGCUGUAACACCUGUUGGAAAUAAAGCCUUUCAGCAAACUAAAA
This is a messenger RNA of Vicugna pacos (alpaca), 2311 nucleotides long. The record is from RefSeq and is a predicted model, not a curated record. NCBI's taxonomy places the organism in Eukaryota, Metazoa, Chordata, Mammalia, Artiodactyla, Camelidae.